Messenger RNA from Capsicum annuum, 1497 nucleotides. RefSeq names its product protein DA1-related 1. NCBI's taxonomy places the organism in Eukaryota, Viridiplantae, Streptophyta, Magnoliopsida, Solanales, Solanaceae. The record is from RefSeq and is a predicted model, not a curated record. The coding region runs from base 110 to 1294 and encodes 394 amino acids. Gene Ontology annotation, molecular function: ubiquitin binding. The transcript is spliced from 12 exons.
ACUUCACUUGAAUUGCAACUUCUUUAUAUGCUACUACCAGCAGAAUAUUUGUUUUUUUGUUCUGUAGUAUUGAUAUAUUUGUUUGAACUCAGAGGAUCUGAAUUUGAAAAUGUAUGCAAAUAGAUCUCACGAUGAAGGUCCUUCUUAUUAUUAUGAGAAUUACCAGUUAUCACAAGAUGAGAAUGAGGACGUGGUUCGUGCUAUUGAAUUCUCUCUUCAAGAGUCAAAGGCAGCAGAAGAGACAUAUACUAGCGAUAUGGAGUUUCCCCAGAAUGAUGAAGUAGAAGAACUUACACAAGCGCUGGAAGAAAGCACAUUAUCUUCUAUAGACUUGAGCACCAGUGCUGGCGGCAGAGAUCUGAAAUGGUGGAAACUUUUCAAGGAGUUAAAUCCAUUUGUCGAUUCGUCGAAGAGCACUUCUUUCUGGAGAAAGAGUAGAAAGCGGUGCAAUAUUCUUGUUUGUGAUGUUUGUGAAGAAGAGAUUUGCUCGGAUUGGUUAAGGUGUACAUACUGGGGUCAAACUUACUGCGAGAAGCAUAUAUCUGACGGAACUCCUCUCUGCUGCAGCUGUUCAAGAUUAAAGAUAGGAGACAUGAAGUAUAUCACUCUGAAUGACGGUCGGAAGCUUUGCCCUGAUUGUCACUAUACAGCAGUGACAGAUCCUGGAGACUGUAAGCCCCUUCUUGAUGAAGUUCUCAGAUUUUUUAAAGGAUUAAACAUGAAAGUCAGAUAUUACAUUCCAAUUCUCUUAGUUGAUGAAUACGAGAUGAUGAAAAAUGGUCAAAAGAAACCACUUGGCUUGACUAUCUAUGACAAAUCUAAAUUGGACGCCGUAACUUAUGUGUCAAGGUCAAAGCAAAACGGUGAAAAUAUACAAGUGUUGAAAGAAGUAGAGCAUCUGGUUGAAGGACGCAAAGUGAAGGCAAUGUUGCUUUUAUAUGGCUUUCCAAAGUUGGCCUUGGGAGCAACUUUGGCUCAUGAAAUGAUGCACGCCUGGAUGCAGAUUCAAGGAUACCAUAAAAGGCUGACCCUAAACGUAGCGGAGGGUAUUUGUGAAGUUAUGGCUCACAAGUGGCUAGAAUGGCAAUCUUUUACUGGUGAUGACAAAGUAAAGGGUGCAAGUGAAAAAGCUCAGUUCUUGAGAAAUCUGAAAGAUUAUCUGAAAGAGGGAAUAGAAAAAAACCAUUCUGAAGCAUAUGGUCAUGGAUUUAGAGAAGCGAAAUGGGCAGUUGAACGUUAUGGCUUAAGAUACACAAUGGAACAUAUAUCUCAAACAGGCAAGUUACCUGAGUGACUUAAUUUCAAUCAGUGUAACAUUGUUUUCAUGUUAGUUCAUUCAUCAUUUGGUGGAAACUGACGGCUCUUGGAUGAACAUUGCUAUGAAACACCUAUAAAGAAAAUUUAUACUCUUGAGACACCAAAUUCAGGUCAUGUAAGUACUUGGCUAAUAUAGAUUGGCGUGAACAAACAUUUCCUGCAGUUAUCUCAACCAACUAG